Messenger RNA from Acanthisitta chloris (rifleman), 808 nucleotides. It is a transcript of the gene CD5, whose product is annotated as CD5 molecule. Lineage: Eukaryota; Metazoa; Chordata; Aves; Passeriformes; Acanthisittidae. The transcript has 5 exons. The record is from RefSeq and is a predicted model, not a curated record. Gene Ontology annotation, cellular component: plasma membrane. The annotation marks the transcript as partial. Gene Ontology annotation, biological process: T cell costimulation.
AUGGCAGCCCUGCGGCCCACCCUGUGCCUCCUGCUCCUGCUGGGCAUGUGGGCCAUCCCUGACCACGGAAGAGCCACCCGGACCCAGACAGUGCUGGACGUGAGGCUCACUGGUGGCAGCUGCAACUGUACUGGGAUAGUGGAAGUGAGAUUGGAUAAGCAGUGGAUCCGCAUGUGCUGGGGCACCCUGAACAAGGCUGUGCUGGAACACAUCUGCCAGCGGGUGAGCUGUGGUCCCCCCAUCUCUGAGGCCCUCCAGCUUGUCAUUCCCAGUGGGAAGGAGCCACACAUGCUGUCCAAGAGGUGCAGGAAGCCAAUGGGUGAGCUGGAAUGCAACCAGGAGCUGGAAAACUGCACACAGCACGCCAUGGUUGCCUGCAGAGGUCCGCCCAGGCUGCGGCUGGUGGAUGGGAGUUUCAUCUGCUCUGGCUUUGUGGAGCUGCACAAGGAAGGGCUGUGGGGAGCUGUGGCCAAUGAAUCACACAUCUGGCCACGUCUGGCCACCCGCAUCUGCCAGGCUCUGAGCUGUGGCACUGCCAUUCACAACCACAGCUUGCCACAGCUGGGAGUCCACUUGCCAGUGCGGUGGGAGGUGGUGGAUCCCUGUGAGAGCAAUUCCCUCCUAGAAUGCUUCAACAGGAGCAGCGUCCGGAGGGGGAGAGCACCUGCAUUCAUCACCUGCUCAGGUUCCCAGCCGCGAGCCCUGCACAGGUUGGCCGCGGGCCCCACGCUGUGCGAGGGGGACAUCGAGGUGUUCCACGGGGGCCGGUGGCAGGUGCUGUGUGACAGCAGAACCGAGCCCUGCACAG